AUGACCCAGGAGACGGGGCGGCGGCCUUCCGGGGAACGCCAGGGGAACAAGAAACCCUCCGACACCUCCGCCCCCUCCCGCACCAGCAGCCUCCUGCCUAGUCCCGUCGUGUGUGGUGACGAGCCCAGCUUCGUCGCCCUCUUCCACAACGGCAGCUCCAAGCGCCUUGCCGACGGCUACGACAACAACACCCUCAAGUAUAACGGUACGGCCAGACAGCAGGAGAACGGCGGCGGUCGCCUGGGCCUGGUGAACGGCGAACGGUCGUCGGAUUCCGAGGACUCUGGCGCCACUUCGGGUGCCACGAGCCGGAAGGAGGCAAGUCCCGGCUACGAGGAGAGUUCUGGGUCCGAGCAGAGCAGCAACCCGCCGCUGUCAGAGGAUACCCGGGGUGAUGAUGACAUAGACCCAGCUCCCGCCCCGAGAAGAAUCAGGGCGUCUCUCCCCAGAUCACAGACGACGCCCGUCUUGAACGGUGACCACACCCUGGAUGACACCCUCAGGCCGCUGACCCACUAUGGUCGUACUAGUGAAAAACGGACACACAAGUCAUUGAGCAAAAGCUUACAGAGCCCCGAGAGUGGCUACAAGUCGUUGCCGUCGUCAAUAUUGGACUACAGGCUUAGGAGCUACUCGUCCUCCAACAUCUCUGCUAAUGUCAGUAACAGCACUUGCGGAUCAACAUUACUGGAUGGCCAGGCGCAACUAAGAACCAAAGAGAACUGUCUCCAGCACGCUAGACCACAAGACAAGAACAGUGGACGGACGCUGUACCAGUGUGGGGGCAGCAGCAGUGUGGGCAGCCUCAGUCGCUUGACGGGACUCAGCCCUGCCACCAGCGGGACCUCCACACCUGUUAGGUUUGUGUCUCCCUCACGGAGUGACGGUCACGCUGUCUCGAAGGGGUCCUCUGCCACCACUCCCAACAGUACCCCCGCCACCACCCCCGGGGGUACGCCCAAACGCCCAGAUGGUCUUCGGCAUCCCAGCGGCCACGUUAGCCAAAGGUCGCUGCCUCAUAGCUACCGCAGCCGCUCGGCCUACAGCUCUCCUGCUGUGACUCCUGUACCCAAAGAACAAUCUCUGUCAGCCUCAGGCCUGGUGAGAUUAAAAUUUCCAAAAUGCAAGAGGAUGCACCUUGGUCCUACUAAUGGCAAGGAAGAGUAUCGCAUGUCCUUACAUGAUGAAAACAUGUUCCCUAACAGAAACUAG
Homarus americanus (American lobster) is the source of this 1212-nucleotide messenger RNA. Its product is annotated as putative protein TPRXL. Bases 1 to 1212 code for a protein of 403 amino acids. The transcript has 4 exons. The record is from RefSeq and is a predicted model, not a curated record. Lineage: Eukaryota; Metazoa; Arthropoda; Malacostraca; Decapoda; Nephropidae.